AUGCCUGAGGUCGUGCGCGGUAGCAGAGCAAGCGUGGACUUGCCCCGGCAAUCUUCAAGCCAGCUCAGAGUUCGCUUCGGUCCUGAAUCCCCUCCUCUACAAGAAUCAUCGUCUCAACAACCCCUGAGUCCGACGGAAAGCCCGGGACCGGCUCAUUUGGGAAUUGGGCGAAAGAGCACAGAGGGCAUUCGGCCCAUACAGCGUCGACAGAGCGAACGACUCGAAGACAGACCAGACGCCAACGUCUACUAUGAUAGCAGAGCCGCCACGAAACGCGAGUUCAAGAGACGAGCAAGCACUCUGCAGGAAUACUACAAGCAAAACCCAACAUUACUACCACAGCUACCAUUCACUUGGCGACAUGGCUGGCGACGAUGGAAGUUGUUCAUGCUCAUUUUCCUCAUUUUUGUGGACGCUUGCGUUAUACCCAUUGUUUUGUACUACGCACUGAAGUUCGCUGGUGAUGUUGAAGGAUGGAUUAUCUUUGCCGUUGUUGCGACAAUCUGGGGUGGUCCGACCUAUGUCGAAUUCGGCGUGCGUUCCUGGCGUCUGAUCAAGAAGGAAGACUUCUUUCGGCCACUUGGAACAAGGAAUCGCUGGGCUUUCGAUUACCUUAACUGGCUGUCUUCAUUGGCCAUUGCUGUUAUCACAGCCUUUCUCAUCAUCGGGUCUGCGCCCCAUAUCGUCUGGCUACGCAUUCUGUCGCUCCCCGGCCCUGGGCUAUUGCUCGUGCUUGGGGUAGGUAUCCUCUUCCCAACCAUCUACCAUGUCCGCAAGAAGCCCGCACCUUUCCGCAUCAGCUCGACUGGAAAAGGUGAGGUGGUCCGGCCUGGCGUCUUCUACAUCUGUGAAGACGUUAUCGCUGUAAAUGCCAAUGCCGGUCGACCAUAUCGGGAAGCCAUUCAUGCUCGCUUCGAGGCGAGCCCAAUGUUUCAGCAAAUGAUGCGAACUCUGUCUUGGGCCUGGUCCAUCCCCCCCAUCAUCAUUGGUAUUGUCCUCAUAGUAAUCAUUUGCAUUCACGAGGUGUCCAAAGAGGUUGCCUACGGUCUUGGCUGGGGUCUUCCAUUCUUUUGGGCUCUGAUCUGGGGUCUUGCUUCAGUCCCGUAUGUCCGGUGGGCCAUGGCUAAGGAAACCGAAGCUUGGGAGAAUGACCAAAUACUCGAUCCGGAGCGGAAGCUGGCCGAAAUCGACUCGGCACCGCCAAGCGAGCGCGAGCCAGAGCAAACAAACGGCACAACAAAUAUCGCCCCGGAACGGUCGAUAGAGCAGUCGCACGAACCUGCACCUAUUGCCACUGGUACUACUAGUGCCCCAGAAACAGAUAACAAAGACACACCCACCAGGGGCUCAUAG
This is a messenger RNA of Cyphellophora europaea CBS 101466, 1353 nucleotides long. RefSeq lists its product as uncharacterized. Lineage: Eukaryota; Fungi; Ascomycota; Eurotiomycetes; Chaetothyriales; Cyphellophoraceae. Bases 1 to 1353 code for a protein of 450 amino acids. The record is from RefSeq and is a predicted model, not a curated record. The transcript has 3 exons.